AUGUUCCAUUUAAUAAGGCCGGUAUCUAGGCUUGGCGUAAAGUCUGUGGCCAGUAGGGCGUUGUACAAAGUUCCAAAGGGGCGUUCGCUGAUAUUGUUACGAAACGACGUAUGCCGUACGUUCCAUUCCGGUAAGCUCAACUUGAUGCAGAAUCGGUUUGAAAAGGAGCCUACGGAUGAAGACGUUGAUAAAGUCAGGAAAGAAGUUAGAAAGUUUAUCGAUGAUUUGAACAAAGAUCAGAAACUCGAUAUGGAAGAGCGUAAGAAGAAGAUUGAAGAGCAAUUACAGAGGUUGGAGCUUGCUGUGAAGAGGCAGCAGGAAAAAGAAGAUGCCCAAGAUAAAGCGAAUGAUCCUUUCCAUCUAGAGCGCGAGAAGAGAGAAUUUGAAGAAUCGGCGAAGAAGCAUGAUCCCAAGAAUGAUCCCAAGAAUGAGUCUAAGAAGAGUUCCAACGGAAAUACGGAUUUCACACCAAAUGAUUCGAAUAUGAUGACUGUUAACAUCAAUUUAUUCAAAGUUGGUUUGACAUUGACGAUAUUAGCAUUUAUCCUACACAGAUUGAACAGCAUGGAGGAACAAAGAGAACUUACAUGGCAAGAAUUCCGUAACCAGUUGUUGGUGAAAGGGUACGUGUCCAAAUUAAUUGUUAUCAAUAAUAAUCUAGUCAAGGUUAUCUUGAACGAUAACGGGAAAAAUCAACCUGAACAUAUGGGCCACGAUUUUUAUUUCUUUACGAUCGGAUCCGUGGAAUCAUUUGAACAUAAAUUGAAGAAAGCACAAGAUGAAUUGAAUAUCGCGGAAGACUUUAGAAUUCCUGUUCUUUACACUAGAGAGGGGAAUUGGGUCAAAUUAGCUUUCCAAAUAUUACCAACUGCACUAUUGAUUGCAGGUUUGAUUUGGAUUACUACAAAGGGUGCAUCCGCUGCCGGUGGUGGCCCAGGUGGUUUAUUCAACGUGCGUAAAUCAAAGGCCAGAAAGUUUAAUAAAGAUACCGACGUAAAGGUCAAUUUCAAGGAUGUUGCUGGUUGCGAUGAAGCCAAGGAAGAAAUCAUGGAAUUCGUUAGUUUCUUGAAAGAACCAUCCAGAUACGAAAGAAUGGGUGCCAAGAUUCCAAGAGGUGCAAUCCUAUCUGGUCCUCCCGGUACUGGUAAGACUUUGCUAGCAAAGGCUACUGCUGGUGAAGCUGGUGUUCCAUUCUAUUCUGUGUCUGGUUCCGAAUUCGUAGAAAUGUUUGUCGGUGUUGGUGCGUCCAGAGUCCGUGAUUUGUUCAAGACCGCUAGAGAAAAUGCUCCAGCUAUUAUCUUUGUUGAUGAAAUCGACGCUAUCGGUAAGGCAAGACAAAAGGGUAACUUCUCUGGUGCCAAUGACGAAAGAGAAAACACUUUGAACCAACUUUUGGUUGAGAUGGACGGAUUUACUACUGCAGAUCAUGUUGUUGUCCUUGCAGGUACCAAUAGGCCAGAUGUUCUAGAUCAGGCUUUGAUGAGACCUGGUAGAUUUGAUAGACAUAUCAACAUUGAUAGACCAGAGUUACAAGGCCGUCAAGAAAUUUUCAAAGUUCACUUGAAGAAAAUUACAUUGGCUGGUGAUAUGACAGAUCUACAAAACAGAUUGGCUGUUAUGACACCAGGUUUCUCCGGUGCUGACAUUGCUAAUGUUUGUAACGAAGCUGCAUUGAUUGCUGCCAGAAACGAUUGUGAUGCUGUUAGAUUGGAACAUUUCGAACAGGCCAUUGAAAGGGUCAUCGGUGGUGUCGAAAGAAAAUCAAAACUAUUGUCUCCACAAGAAAAGAAGGUUGUCGCAUAUCAUGAAGCUGGUCAUGCCGUCUGUGGUUGGUAUCUAGAGUUUGCUGACCCAUUACUCAAAGUCAGUAUCAUUCCUAGGGGUCAAGGUGCUCUAGGUUACGCACAAUACUUACCAGGUGAUGUAUACCUACUUUCAGAACAACAACUAAAGGACAGAAUGACCAUGGCACUAGGUGGCCGUGUAUCAGAGGAACUGCACUUCCCAAGCGUGACCUCUGGCGCUAGCGAUGAUUUCAAGAAAGUUACUCGUAUGGCUACUGCAAUGGUAACUGAGUUAGGUAUGAGCGAUAAGAUCGGGUGGAUCAACUUUGCCAAGAAAAGUGAAAACGAUCUAACCAAACCGUUCUCCGAAGAAACAGGAUCCAUUGUGGACUCUGAAGUGUACCGUAUCGUUCAAGAAUGCCACGAUCGUUGCGCCAAGUUACUCAAAGAAAAGGCUGAAGACGUUGAAAAGAUUGCUCAACUUCUACUGAAAAAGGAAGUUCUAACAAGAGAAGAUAUGAUUGCACUCUUAGGUAAACGUCAAUUCCCAGAACGUAACGACGCAUUCGACAAAUACUUGAAUGAACGUGAAACCAAAAAGAUCAAAGAUCAAGAAGCAGCUAACGAACUGAAGAACAGAGCAUCUGAAAAGAAAGAUGAACAGGAGGAUAAUGAUAAGAAGGAUUCGGACAAGAAGGAUUCAGACAAAAAGAGCAAUGAACAAGAUGAUCCCAACGUCUUUUAA
Molecule: messenger RNA, 2529 nt
Organism: Kluyveromyces lactis
Lineage: Eukaryota; Fungi; Ascomycota; Saccharomycetes; Saccharomycetales; Saccharomycetaceae
Gene: YTA12
Product: m-AAA protease subunit YTA12
Exons: 1
Coding region: 1-2529 (842 amino acids)
Biological process (GO): mitochondrial protein processing; protein-containing complex assembly
Cellular component (GO): membrane; m-AAA complex
Molecular function (GO): ATP-dependent peptidase activity; metalloendopeptidase activity; ATP binding
Source: RefSeq, a predicted model, not a curated record